CCGGAACAAGCAGUAUUCCCCCUCUCUAAGCCAAUAGUAGUUUGAUUGCAGGUUUACCAAUACAGGAGAGGAGACACCAUUUUAAAGGAAAAUGUGAAGUAGCCUAAUGUAAUCUGGACCUUCGAUCCCGCCAUUAAAACGGAACACGCGCCAGGGCUAUGGGCAACCUGUCCUAACUGAACCACACGCGUGGACUGGUAGUCAGCAACUGACACGUAGUAGCGCUGGCGUCCAUGUUUAGGGAAAUUGGUGGAGCAAGGCCUACUCUGCCACAGUUUAUUUGUUUUGAAAUUCUGUAUUAGCGAACGCUAUUAAUUAGGAACGUUACCGUAGAAAUUGUAGCUACGCAGUGUUCUUGUAAUUUUAAUAUCCAUGCAUAUUUUUUAUCCAUAUAAUUAACUUGACUAUUCUUGUUUUUAGUUUCUUGCUGUUUAUAUUUCUUGGUUAGAUAUCCACUCGGCAAGAUUCUUUAAAGCUUGGUAUGCUUUAUAAUGUCAUAAAUCCCCACUUUUAACACGCAUUUUUACAGUCUUGCUAGUUAGUUCGCUAGCUCUAUGUAUUAAUGACCAGAGUAACCUGCUGCGGAAUCGACGAAUAGGGUCUAAACUUCGUCCACAGCAACGAUCAGUUGGCUAAAUAAUGUGUACUGUUAAUUAACUUACUAACUUUCUGUUGCCAGUUCUUGUGGACUAGCUAUCUUAUUCAGCACGUUAGAAAAGAGAAAAACGAAACAAACUGGGGAUGUUUACUAAUAAGAAGGCGUGGUUUUCAAACAGUGUGAGUGAGAAGCUUUGUCAUCUGUGGGUGUCAGAAGGUGGAACCAUCGUUAGUUGGAAAAGAGCAGAUUAUCUAUUCAGUGAGGAUGCAUCCAGUCCUGAUACACAACGGGUAUUUGAGAGUGUGGACUAUGCAGAGGACAGGGUGACGGUUUUCCACAGUUUGUUCCUCUCUACCUGUGAAAAGACCCAGAGCACAGAGUCUGUGUCCAUCGGUCACUAUGUGCUCCCCCCACCCUGCGUUCAGAAAGAAGUAAAAGCAGCUGUUGGACAUUUCAUUUGGGAGCAGGAGAUCAGUCAGAAGAAAGUUCCAUGCAGCAGAGCAAACAUUAGGGAAAAUAUGGUGUUGAAAGAAGAUUUACUGAGGCCCCAAAAUGAUUGUGGAAACAGAGAAGGUGCAAAGAUAAGCCAAGAACCUGCCAUAUUGACAACACCCCAGAGAGAAACUUCUCCGUGCUGUAAUGUGCAGCAGUACCCCGUCAAUAACAUGGUUACAGGAUAUGUUUUCAUUGAUGCACUGACAAGGUAUUCGGGUGAACUACACGACUUCCUUCCAGGCCACCCUGAUUGCUUAGUAUUGAAAGCUCAUAAUGAAAAAUAUACUAUUACAUCAGAUGAAGAAAGAGCCCUCAGGAAUGUGAAAUGA
This is a messenger RNA of Anguilla anguilla (European eel), 1422 nucleotides long. It is a transcript of the gene terb2, whose product is annotated as telomere repeat binding bouquet formation protein 2. The transcript is spliced from 7 exons. Gene Ontology annotation, biological process: meiotic attachment of telomere to nuclear envelope; homologous chromosome pairing at meiosis. Lineage: Eukaryota; Metazoa; Chordata; Actinopteri; Anguilliformes; Anguillidae. Gene Ontology annotation, cellular component: nuclear inner membrane. The record is from RefSeq and is a predicted model, not a curated record. The coding region runs from base 742 to 1422 and encodes 226 amino acids.